Molecule: messenger RNA, 2163 nt
Organism: Amorphotheca resinae ATCC 22711
Lineage: Eukaryota; Fungi; Ascomycota; Leotiomycetes; Helotiales; Amorphothecaceae
Exons: 6
Coding region: 1-2163 (720 amino acids)
Source: RefSeq, a predicted model, not a curated record
AUGGCCAGUCCUUCGCCCACCGUAUUUGCGCGGAAAUAUGGGCCCAAAAAUGGAACCCACCGGAGCGGCUUUACGCCUCUCGAAUAUCUAUUCCCCCGACAGAUUCCCGACUCAGAGAAACAGAGUAUUAGGGAUAGGGAAGAUUUCCAGCGUCGGGAGCUCUGCGGAUUUACCACACGAGAACUGGCCCAGCUCGAUGUGAUUAGCGACAGGGAAUUGAAGAAAGGCAAUUUAGAAAACUGUAUCCAUCCAUUACUGGCACGAGACCGAUGGGAGAACGAACCCCCUCAACCAUCUUUCACCAGAGACUACCUGUACCCCUUACAUAAUGAGAACGGCUUGUGGAGCUCAGACAAUCCUGAUGUCUGGAGAGUCCUAGAACCAUGUCUGAAGCUGGCAUCGCGAUUCCUUGUCUCGAUGCAUGCGUUACCAUGGUUUGACGCCCUCAUAAGAGGGGAACGGCGGCCUAUUCCGCAAGAGCGAUGCCCUCCUGGGAAAAGUCCUGAUGGGUUGUUUUCGUAUCAUACAGCACCCUCAAUGGAUCCAGAUAUGACUGCUCUUAUUCGUGAUCAAAUCUUUGAAUCUCUUCGUACAAGGUGGAAUCUGAGAUUCUGCUUUAUGUCAUCUGAUGAAGAUCCAAGAGGCCCAGAAGUUGAAGAUAGUGUUGGUGGUGAGUACGCUUUCACAGUCACAAAUGAUGAUGAGAUGAAGUAUGACCAAGAGAGCAAUCCUGUCUGGCGUAUCUUUAUUUUCAUAGAAUAUUCCGGAUUGGAAUCUUUGAUGAGAUCCGAUUUAACUUCAGCUGACCGCCUACUACUUGAAUGGGAAGUAGCCAAUACUGUAGUUCAUGAGGUCAUGCAUGCCGUUGCCAUUCCCCUAGACUUCAACAUAUGGAAAAGGAAAGAGCACUAUUUUGAACUCACCCCAUUAUCAGAAAUUGGAUAUGAUUUUGAAGUUUCUGUUUUCGGUGGAAGGACUUUCCCUAUGACUUCUGAGCCCGGAUAUCUGCCCCUUGCCUAUUGGCUUGAAACGAAAUAUCCUUGCUAUACAGAUGUAAAGUCGAAGUCUCCCCAUACAAUAACACUGGUCGGUCCGGCGCCGUUCGAUUACCAAAUUAGGUAUCCUGUGCCGGUGACUUUCUACCAGGAUCAACAGCAGGAGGAGUUUUGGAACAUAGUUGUAAGGACAUUUGGUUACGGCUUCCUUCAUUAUCGAUCUUUACGGGAAGGCUGUAGAGUGGACUACCAAGUUGACUUCGAUCACAAAAGACAGAGGUUCGCUUGGAAACAGGCCAGCAGCGACAGAGUAGCAGGAUGUUUACCAUUUGAAACGAGGUCUGAAACUUUCAGAGGCCACGUAUCAGAGCUUGAAAGAUUGUUGCAAAUGACACCAUAUCAGAGAAUUGGGAGGGACUUCGGGCAAGCAUUCCUGCGGAGCUUACGAGAGGAAGAUGCUUUCUGGACAAGUACUACUUUCCAAGAGGUCAGUGUGAAAGAAAUUAUCAAGCAGAUAACGCAGGUGCCGGCAAACAAGGAAGAAAAGGCUGAACUACUCGCAUCAUUGGCGGCUCUAAUCUCAGAAGCAGGGAAGUAUCACGAAGCCAUGAUUGUUUCAAUCAUAGCCUCAGAAGAAAUCGAGGGCUCGACCUACACAGACAGGAGGAGAAAUCUUCUUAUUUGGAAUAGGGGGACGAGAGACUUCGUCUGCAAAUUGCGCAGACUGAUAGAUGAAGAGAAUGAAUACACGGCAGCUCUGGAUAAGGAUCUGCUUGCCCUUGAGCUAUGUCGAAUGAAGCUGUGGUCUCCAAAACAUGGGAUUGAUAAUGUGGCAGACUUUGAUGAGUUUGCUGAACUGGAGACAGCUCGCGACACCCCUCAGAUGAGCAGGCAAAUCUGUACUCGACUUCUGGCUGAUGAUGGCAGUUCGAUAUUUGCCAGAUGCUGUGCAGAAAUCAUGAUCUGUGCUUUAGAUUGCAGUGUCUUGGAGGGCUGGGUUGAAAGACGCGAUGCACUUACUAAACACAUAGAAACGCUUUCGCGCUUUCAAAUCCUGAACAUACCAGAUUGGACAACCUGUAUUAUGCAAUGGGCGCAGCUUGCUGAGCAGGCAAGGGGACUCAUUGUCCAAUUCUGUCAAGCACCGGUUGAGCAAACUCUGGAAUGA